Messenger RNA from Alnus glutinosa, 1154 nucleotides. RefSeq names its product DDRGK domain-containing protein 1. NCBI's taxonomy places the organism in Eukaryota, Viridiplantae, Streptophyta, Magnoliopsida, Fagales, Betulaceae. The record is from RefSeq and is a predicted model, not a curated record. Bases 173 to 1072 code for a protein of 299 amino acids. The transcript is spliced from 9 exons.
AUGAGUGUGCUAUGGACGACGUCGUUCUGUUCUGUUCUUUCAUAUUGAUGGUUAAAUUCUCUCCAGGAGUCUACAGCAGGUUCUCCCUCUGAAAACGUCUUUAGCGUCCUGACUCCUGACCCGUCACACUCUCACUUCCUUCUCGAAGAAUUUUCAAGCCUGAGAUUGAAAGAUGGAGGAACUUUUUGUUGUGAUUCUCUCUAUGCUUCUCUUUGCUGCGUUAGUUCCACUCUACCUGUGGAAACGCCGUCAAGAUUCUCGAUCACCGGAUGAAAACGAAGAACAUGAGGUUCCAAGGAGGGAAACAGUUGUACGGGCUACUGGUGCUCGUCGAAUGCGCCGGAGACCGGCUGCAGGAGCUAGUACAUCAUCAGCUGCAGUAGCAAGUGUUGAAGAUACAGAAGUUGUUGAUGGAAGUGAUGAUGAAGCUGCUGCAGAUGAGUCUUAUGAGGCUAAAGCAUCAAAGAAGAAGGAAAAGAAACGGCAAGAGCGGGAAGCACAACGUCAGGCUGAACAAGCUGCAAGAGAUUCAAGGUAUGGUAAACAAGACAGGUAUGCAGAAAUGCGGAGGAGGAAGGAUGAGGAACGUGAGGCGAAGGAGCUUAUGCUGGAAGAAGAAGCAAAGGCUCGUAAGGCCAGGGAGGAGGAAGCUGCUGCAUUAGAGUUUGAGAAGUGGAAAGGAGACUUUUCAGUCGAUGCUGAAGGCACUAUAGAAAGCGAAGUACAAGAUGGAAAUCAGGACUUGCUUUCAAAUUUUGUGGAGUACAUAAAGAACCACAAAUGUGUUCCCUUAGAAGAUCUCGCUGCAGAAUUCAAGUUACGCACUCAGGAAUGUAUCAAUCGGAUUACCUCCUUGGAAAGUAUGGGGCGACUUUCUGGUGUCAUGGACGAUAGAGGAAAAUACAUAUACAUCUCACAGGAAGAAAUGAAAGCUGUUGCGGACUACAUUAAGCGUGAGGGGCGGGUUAGCAUCUCGCAUCUGGCUAGCCAGUCCAACCAGUUCAUUGAUUUGGAGCCAAAAGCCGAGUUUGUUGAGGAAAUCUGCAAUGUGGAGGAGAUCAGUGUAUCUUGAUUCAAGUGAAUCUGUGUCAUAGAUAAUUAGAUAUAUAGUGGGAAACGAAAUGCAUAAUGAAAAGUAAAGAGGCUUUAUUCAA